Molecule: messenger RNA, 6615 nt
Organism: Aspergillus ruber CBS 135680
Lineage: Eukaryota; Fungi; Ascomycota; Eurotiomycetes; Eurotiales; Aspergillaceae
Product: ATP-dependent RNA helicase BRR2
Exons: 2
Coding region: 1-6615 (2204 amino acids)
Cellular component (GO): nucleus
Molecular function (GO): ATP hydrolysis activity; nucleic acid binding; ATP binding
Source: RefSeq, a predicted model, not a curated record
AUGGCGGACCCAAACAAUAUCUCGCAGUACAAGUACUCGGCGAUGUCCAACCUGGUCCUCCAGGCGGACCGCCGUUUCGUCUCCCGCAUCCAGGAUGAACCCACCGGAGAUCCAGAAUCCCUCGCCGGCCGCAUUGGUAUUAGAGAAAUGGGCUCGCGGGUAGCACCUGAAAACGCCCCGCAGACGAAGAAGAAGGCCACCGGGCCCGUCAAUAUCGAGCGAGGCGCGAUUCGGGAAGGAGAGGACGUGCUUGCACGAGAACAGAGGAAGCUACAGAAAGGACAACCAGCUCAGGCACGGGGGCAAGGGAUUCUCUCCACGGCUGAUGCGCUUGUCGAGGGUUUGAAGUACCGCCCACGAACACCGGCUACGCGUGCGACGUACGAUCUUAUCCUCACCAUGACCGCCAGCCACCUAGGUGAUGUUCCGCAUGAGGUGGUGAGAAGCGCGGCGGAUGCUGUGCUGGAGUACCUCAAGGAUGAGGAUAUGAAGGAUUUCGAUAAGAAGAAGGAAAUUGAUGACUUGCUGGGGAGCUCGAUGAAUCCCAAGGAGUUCAACGAGCUGGUCAACCUGGGCAAGAAAAUCACAGAUUAUGAUGCUCAAGAUGAGGAUGAAGAGAUGGAAGGUAGUCUGGAAGGCGAAGCUGGUGGGGAACUGGAUGAACGACAGGGUGUCGCUGUCGUCUUCGACGAGGAGGAUGAAGAUGAGGACCGUAUGGGCACCGAAGUUCGCGACGAGGACGAAUUAACAGACGACGAAGAAGAGGAAAAACCAGAGGGUGAAGAUGCUACAGAGAGACCUGACCUUGAAGGUCUCGAUGACGAGGCAGAGGAAAUGGUCAUUGACGGUGGCGCUGGCCGUGAUGAGAAGACCCGCGAGAACAUGAUGACUAUACCCGCCCGCGAGAUCGACGCAUAUUGGCUUCAGCGUCAGAUUGGUAGUGUCUACUCGGAUGCCCAUAUUCAGCAAGAGAAGGCUCGGGAUGCACUCGAGAUUCUCGGUGGCCAAGGCGAGGACGGCGCAGAGCGACCGCUUCGUGACGUUGAAAAUGACUUGAUGGAGUUGUUCGACUACGAGAACCCCGAACUUGUCGCCAAACUUGUGACGAACCGUGACAAGGUCGUCUGGGUCACACGCUGGAGGAGAGUUGCCGAAGAUGCAGAUGCUCGCAAUGAAGUCGAAAGUGAAAUGGUUGGAGCAGGGCAUCGUGCUAUUCUGGACGAGAUCCGGGGCAAGCCUACCCGUGAAGAGGGUGCUGGUCGACCCGAGAAGAAGAUCAAGCUUGAUCUGAUGGACGUCGAUGUCCCGAGAGGUGCACCGGAAGAGAAGGCUGAAGAACCCACAGGGCCUCUGCAGCCGAAGAGACUUAUCAACUUGGAGAAUCUCGUUUUCCACCAGGGUAAUCACUUGAUGACCAACCCGAAUGUUAAGCUGCCUCAGGGCUCCACCAAGCGGACAUUCAAGGGGUACGAAGAAAUCCACGUCCCGCCACCAAAGGCCAAGAGAGAACCUGGUGAAAAGAACACUCCGACUUCAGAACUUCCUGAGUGGGCACGCGUUGGAUUUGGUAGCUCGAAAGAGCUCAACCGCAUACAGACCAUCUGUUAUCCGACGGCAUUUAAAGAUGAUGGCAACAUGCUUGUCUGUGCACCGACUGGAUCAGGAAAGACAAACGUCGCUAUGCUCACUAUUUUACGCGAAAUUGGCAAGAACCGCAACCCAGAGACCGGCGAAAUCAUGCUCGAUGACUUCAAGAUUGUCUACAUCUCUCCUCUGAAGGCCCUCGUCCAGGAACAAGUGGGCAACCUUGGAAAGCGACUUGAACCCUACGGAAUCCGGGUGGCAGAACUUACUGGUGACCGCCAGUUGACAAAACAGCAGAUCGCGGAUACCCAGAUCAUUGUCACCACUCCCGAGAAAUUCGACGUCAUCACAAGAAAGGGAUCAGAAACCAGCUACACCAACCUUGUCCGUCUCAUCAUCAUUGAUGAAAUUCAUCUUCUGCACGAUGAGCGUGGUCCUGUCAUUGAAAGUCUUGUGAGCAGAACUAUUCGUAAGGUGGAGGCGACCGGUGACCCUGUUCGUGUUGUCGGUCUCAGUGCCACACUGCCAAACUACCGUGAUGUCGCUAGCUUCUUGCGUGUGGAUCCCCUCAAGGGCAUGUUCCACUUCGACGGCUCUUACAGACCUUGUCCGUUGAAGCAAGAGUUCAUUGGUGUCACCGAUAAGAAGGCUAUCAAGCAGCUGAAGACAAUGAACGACAUAUGUUACAACAAGGUUCUGGAGCAGGUUGGGCAGCGCAGGAAUCAGAUGCUGAUCUUCGUGCACUCUCGUAAGGAGACUGCCAAAACGGCCAAGUACAUCCGGGACAAGGCUCUGGAGAUGGAGACCAUCGGCCAGAUUCUUCGCAGUGAUGCUGCCAGCAGGGCUAUCUUGUCUGAGGAAGCCGAGUCUGUUGACGACCCAUCUCUGAAGGACCUCCUGCCGUACGGACUUGGUAUCCACCACGCUGGUCUGAGUCUUGCAGACCGUGACUCCGUCCAGGCUCUCUUUGCCGAUGGCAGUAUCCAAGUUCUUGUCUGUACCGCCACUCUUGCCUGGGGUGUUAACCUCCCCGCACACACGGUCAUCAUCAAGGGAACUCAGAUCUACUCGCCUGAAAAGGGUAGUUGGGUUGAGUUGAGUCCUCAGGAUGUUCUGCAGAUGCUGGGACGUGCUGGUCGGCCGCAGUACGAUACCUUUGGUGAGGGUAUCAUUAUCACCGCGCAGUCCGAAAUUCAGUACUACCUCUCCCUCAUGAACCAGCAAUUGCCCAUUGAGAGUCAGUUGAUGAGCAAGCUGGCAGACAACAUGAACGCUGAAAUUGUUCUCGGGAAUAUCCGUGACCGCGACGAGGGUGUUCAAUGGCUUGGUUACACUUACUUGUUCGUCCGGAUGCUUCGUUCGCCUGGUUUGUACAGUGUCGGUGCUGACUACGAGAACGAUGACGCAUUGUUGCAAAAGCGUGUUGACCUUGUCCACUCGGCUGCUGUUAUCCUGGAGAGAGCCGGUUUGGUCAAAUACGAGAAGAAGACUGGACGCCUACAACCUACGGAACUUGGACGGAUCUCUUCGCAUUACUACAUCGGCCACAACUCCAUGUUGACGUACUCUCAACACAUCCAACCCUCCAUCUCCAACAUUGAGCUUUUCCGCAUCUUCGCUCUCAGUGAUGAAUUCAAGUACAUUCCCGUCCGUCAAGAUGAGAAGCUUGAAUUGGCCAAGUUGCUGGGCCGUGUGCCUAUUCCCGUCAAGGAGGGAAUUGACGAGCCCCACUCGAAAGUCAACGUCCUUCUGCAGGCUUACAUUUCGAGACUCAAGCUGGAGGGUCUUGCAUUGAUGGCGGACAUGGUCUAUGUUACACAGUCUGCUGGUCGUAUUAUCCGGGCCGUUUUCGAGAUUGCCUUGAAGAAGGGUUGGUCUUCAGUGGCCAAGAAUGCUCUUGAUCUGUGCAAGAUGGCUGAGAAGCGCAUGUGGCCAACAAUGUCGCCUCUCCGCCAGUUCCCCAACUGCCCGAGAGAUGUCUUGCAGAAGGCCGAACGUAUUGAUGUACCGUGGUCCAGCUAUUUCGACCUCGAUCCUCCGCGUAUGGGUGAACUGCUUGGCAUGCCUAAGGCGGGACGUGUCGUCUGCGACCUUGUCUCAAAGUUCCCUCGUCUGGAGGUUCAGGCCCAGGUACAGCCCAUCACUCGCUCGAUGCUGCGCGUUGAGUUAACAAUUACGCCUAACUUCGUCUGGGAUGAAGCUAUCCAUGGACAUGCCCAGGACUUCUGGAUUCUGGUCGAGGACUGCGAUGGUGAGGACAUUUUGUUCCACGAUCAGUUCGUUCUCCGGAAGGACUACGCGCAAUCCGAAGUGAACGAGCACCUUGUUGAAUUCACGGUGCCGAUCACCGAGCCGAUGCCGCCCAACUACUUCAUCACUUUGGUUUCUGAUCGGUGGAUGCACGCAGAGACCAAGAUUGCUGUGUCUUUCCAGAAACUCAUCCUCCCCGAACGAUUCCCGCCUCACACUCCCGUCUUGGACAUGCAGCGAGCCCCCGUCAAGGCAUUGAAGCGCGAAGACUACCAGAAGCUGUACCCUGACUGGCAAUACUUCAACAAGAUUCAGACCCAAACGUUCAAGUCGCUUUUUGAUUCGGACGAGAAUGCUUUUAUUGGUUCUCCUACCGGAAGUGGUAAAACUGUCUGCGCUGAGCUUGCAUUGCUUCGCCACUGGAACCGAGAGGACGCUGGCCGGGCGGUUUAUGUUGCCCCCUUCCAAGAGUUGGUGGAUCUGCGACACGCAGACUGGGAGAAGCGAUUUAGCAGCCUUGCUGGUGGUAAAAACGUUGUCAGGCUGACUGGAGAGACCACGGCCGAUCUCAGGCUCCUGGAGCAGGCAGACUUGGUUUUAGCAACUCCUACCCAGUGGGACAUCCUGUCACGACAAUGGCGGCGACGAAAAAACGUACAGACCGUGCAGCUGUUCAUCGCUGAUGAAUUGCACAUGCUUGGUGGCUAUGGCGGAUACGUGUACGAAGUGGUUGUCUCCCGUAUGCACUCGAUUGCGGUCCAGAUUGAGAACGGUAUGCGUCUCAUCGGUCUGAGUGUACCUCUUGCCAACGCGCGCGACAUUGGAGAGUGGAUUGGCGCCAACAAGCACACGAUCUACAAUUUCAGCCCGCACGCCCGGCCUGUGCCGCUGGAGCUCCACAUCCAGUCGUUCAACAUCCCUCAUUUCCCCUCACUCAUGCUCAAUAUGGCGAAGCCAGCAUACCAGUCGAUCUUGCAACUGUCGCCCAACAAGCCUGCGCUGAUCUUUGUCCCGAACCGUAAACAGACACGGUCUAGCGCAAUGGACAUCCUGGGCGCUUGUGCUGCCGAUGAAGAUGAGGACCGGUUCCUGAACGCUGAUGUUAAUGAAUUGGCUCCCCUUCUCAACCGCAUCAAUGAACGGACUCUCGCGGAGUCACUCUCUCAUGGUAUCGGUUACUACCACGAGGCUCUCACCCCGACCGACAAGAAGAUCGUGUCGCAUUUGUUCGCGAUUGGUGCUAUCCAAGUGCUUCUCGCGUCGCGGGAUGUUUGCUGGGAGCUGGACCUGACUGCCCAUUUGGUCAUUGUGAUGGGCACUCAGUUCUUCGAAGGUCGGGAGCACCGUUACAUUGACUAUCCAAUUAGCGAGAUCCUCCAGAUGUUUGGGAAGGCAUCUCGCCCCGGCGAGGACAAGAUUGGUCGGGGUGUAUUGAUGGUUCCGGGUGUAAAGCGUGACUACUACAAGAAGUUCCUCAAUGAAGCGCUUCCCGUGGAGAGUCAUCUGCAGAUCUAUCUGCACGAUGCAUUUGUCACGGAGGUUAGCACCAAGGCAAUUGCUUCCACUCAGGACGCGAUCGACUGGAUGACCUACACAUACUUCUACCGCCGUCUCCUUGCUAACCCCAGCUUCUACGGUCUCAGCGACGUCAGCCACGUUGGUCUGAGCACGUUCAUGUCUGAAUUGGUCGAGAACACACUGAAGGAGCUGUCCGAGGCCAAGAUCAUCGAUCUGGACGAGGAAGACGACAGCGUCUCGCCACUAAACGCCGCCAUGAUCGGGGCGUACUACAACAUCUCGUUCAUCACUAUGCAGACCUUCCUCCUUUCGCUGUCAGCCCGCACAAAGCUCAAGGGUAUUCUGGAGAUUGUCACUUCUGCGACGGAAUUCGAGUCGAUCCAAAUGCGUCGUCAUGAAAACCAUAUCCUGCGUCGGGUGUACGACCGCAUUCCUGUGAAAAUGUCCCAGGUCUCAUACGACUCGCCGCACUUCAAGGCCUUUGUUCUGCUUCAGGCCCACUUCUCUCGCAUGCAGCUGCCUAUUGAUCUUGCCAAGGAUCAGGAGGUUAUUGUAAACAAGAUUCUUAACUUGCUCAGUGCUUGUGUCGAUGUUCUCUCGUCUGAGGGUCACCUCAAUGCGAUGAACGCAAUGGAGAUGUCGCAGAUGGUUGUCCAGGCUAUGUGGGAUCGGGAUAGCCCGCUUAAGCAGAUUCCUCACUUUGGUCCCGAGGUUGUUAAGGUGGCCAAUGAGUUUGGUAUCAACGACAUCUUCGAGUUCAUGGAAGCAAUGGACCCCUCUGAGAACAAGGACUACGCCUCACUGGUCAAACGCCUGGGUCUCGACAACAAGCAACUCGCCCAAGCCGCCGCCUUCACCAAUGAUAAGUACCCCAAUCUCGACCUCGACUUCCAGGUCGAAGACCCCGAGAAUGUCACCUCCGGCGAACCCGCCUACCUCAAGAUCAAGGUCGAGCGCGAAGUCGAAGAGGACGAAGAACCAGACGCUACCGUCCACGCACCCUUCUACUCCAACCGCAAGAUGGAGAAUUGGUGGCUUGUCGUGGGUGAGGAGAAGACCAAGAGUCUGCUGGCUAUCAAGCGGGUUACCAUUGGGCGGAAGUUGGAUCUACGUCUGGAAUAUGUUGUGCCUUCGCCGGGUGAGCAUGAGUUGACGCUGUACUUGAUGAGUGAUAGUUAUGUGGGUGUUGACCAGGCACCUACGUUUACUGUCACGGCGGCUGAGGGGAUGGAGGAGGAUGAGAGUGAGGAAGAGGAAGAGUAA